This is a messenger RNA of Cetraspora pellucida, 780 nucleotides long. The record is from the annotation of a GenBank genome assembly. NCBI's taxonomy places the organism in Eukaryota, Fungi, Glomeromycota, Glomeromycetes, Diversisporales, Gigasporaceae.
AUGUAUUUGCUUGAUCAGACCCCUCAUCAAAAACCCUUAUUUAUUCAUGAACCUGAAAAAAUUACUGACUGUCCUUCCGUUAAAGUGCCCUUUCCUCCUUCAAUUUCAGCUACGGAACUAAUAUUUCACAAAAAAGAUGGAGAAGUUCCUGCUCGCGCACCAAAUGCAUUUCUGAUAUAUCGACGAAUGUACGUUAAACAAUUGCAAGCUCAGGAUUACGCCUUUAAAAUGACCGAUGUUUCUUCUAUGGCAUCAUUAUCUUGGAAAUCGGAACCAAAUUGGGUAAAAGAUGAAUACUUGAGAAUUGCCGGGGAAGCUAAGAACUUACUCACAACUAUCCGCCAGAAAUCGUUAACAUUUUCACGUCGCAAAUCGCGAAUACAAAAUGGCUUCAACAAUCCUGCAUAUACUCAAAAAGCACUUUCUACUUCGCAAGAUAAACAAAUGUCUUUGGAAAAAACUCCACCUCAUGAUGCUCAAACUUCUACUGUCCAAACUAUUGUUCAUUCCAUGUCGAUGGAUGAUCCUCCUACCCAAUUCGCAACAUUCGAUGAAUCUUUGAAUUAUUUUGAUGCUUUGCAUGCUGACAUCACAUUUUGGUAUAACACUUCUACACUUGACUCACUUCCUAUUUUCGAUGAUGAUUUCAUUCCUUUCACCGAUAAAGGACCUGGAGAAGGGAUUGGUCUACCUUUUGCUAAUGUUCGUACAUCAUCACCCAUGAAUACCACGUUUUCUGAAAUGACCACUUAUCAUACUACUUUGCCGUUCCGACAAUAA